AUGGCGACUGCUUGCGCGUUGUGCUUCGUCGCCGUGGUCACCUGGUUCGUCUUAAUCGCCGUCCUGGUGCUGAGCUUUUUCGUCGACAACGGCACCGUCCAGAUGCGCGUCACGGCCAGCUAUGCUCUGGUCGACUGCGCCCCGCCGCCGCCGCCGCCAUCAUCAGCCGCAAGAAACAGCAGCGCCUUCCGCGAAAGCCUCCUCCCGCUCCUGAUCGCCCUGCCUGCCGCCGCCGCACCGCAUGGAUUCGCCUCCCUUCACUCCGACGACCACGGCGUCUUCGUCCGCGGCAUCUGCCUCGGCUUCGACCGCACCGACAGCUGCCACGCGUGCCUCGCCGCGGCCACCGAGAACCUCACCCGCAGCUGCCUUGGCGCGAGCCGCCGCGGCGGAGCUUGGAGGAGCGACAGCUGCUUCGUGGCCUACGCCGACACGAACACCUCCUCCGCGCGGGAGGACGCCUUCCGUGACGUGGUCUUCUCCGGCGAAGACCCGGGAGGGGACCCCAACUGCUUCGACACGCGGAAGCUCGUCGCGCUCGCGCGGUCCAUGGCGCGGCGACGCGCCGCGAAGGCCUUGGGAGCGCAUGUGUUCAGGGACGCGGCCGCUCUGGCGAGGAGGAGCGUCGCCGCGGAGAACACGGUGCGCUUGUUUCCGGACGUCGCGAGGGUGAAGACCAGGGUGCGCGUGCUGGCGCAGUGCGCGCGGGACCGCGCCGGCGCGGCGGAGUGCGCACGGUGCCUGGGCGACGCGGCGCGGCAGGUGCCGCCGUGCUCCUGGGGCCUCGACGGUGCGCACGUGCGCGUGGCGGACGUUGUCGGCUACAGCUGCUUCCUGCGAGUGGAGACAUUGGUUAAACCGCAGCCCGUGCCGACAUGGCGGACUCAUUUUUUGGAUAUGGCAAUGAACGUCCUGGUAGCGCUCGAAAUUUUUGCAACAGUUCUCGCCGCAGUAGCAUCAGUCUGUGAUUUCAUUGCUGAGCACAGUCUGAUCUGGGGCUCUGGUGAAGCAGGUGGUAACAGUCAUAUAAAGUCGCCGCUGCCGCUCCAUUUGAGUAGCCUCCCUUCUUGCAUUGCUUGGAUCACAUCCAGGUUAUCAGAGCAGCAAAUAACUCUGUUACAGCCAACAGUUUGA
This is a messenger RNA of Lolium rigidum, 1134 nucleotides long. RefSeq lists its product as uncharacterized. The coding region runs from base 1 to 1134 and encodes 377 amino acids. The record is from RefSeq and is a predicted model, not a curated record. NCBI's taxonomy places the organism in Eukaryota, Viridiplantae, Streptophyta, Magnoliopsida, Poales, Poaceae. The transcript is spliced from 4 exons.